Messenger RNA from Podarcis muralis (Common wall lizard), 1753 nucleotides. RefSeq names its product SH3 and SYLF domain containing 1 (gene SH3YL1). Gene Ontology annotation, molecular function: protein binding; phosphatidylinositol binding. NCBI's taxonomy places the organism in Eukaryota, Metazoa, Chordata, Lepidosauria, Squamata, Lacertidae. The record is from RefSeq and is a predicted model, not a curated record. Gene Ontology annotation, cellular component: ruffle membrane. Gene Ontology annotation, biological process: regulation of ruffle assembly.
AGCAGCUGCCUCUUACGAGGCGGGGUCUUUAGAGUGGAACGCAGGGAUAGUUUCUGUCGCGAGUGGUUGGCUGCAUUGCUGUAGAUACUCCCGAGGCUUUCCCAAGCCAGGGGUGGGUGUGGAUGGUACCUUCCUGGAAGCAUGAAUAACCCUAUACCUUCCAAUUUGAAGUCGGAAGCAAAGAAGGCAGCUAAGAUUUUAAGAGAAUUUACAGAAAUCACUUCUAGAAAUGGCCCUGACAAGAUCAUACCUGCCCAUGUAAUUGCCAAAGCAAAAGGUCUUGCAGUCUUGUCUGUAAUCAAAGCUGGGUUUUUGGUAACAGCUCGAGGAGGCAGUGGGAUCGUUCUGGCUCGCCUCCCUAACGGAAUCUGGUCAGCUCCGUCUGCCAUCGGGAUAGCUGGCCUUGGUGGCGGAUUUGAAAUCGGAAUCGAGGUGUCAGACCUUGUGGUAAUACUGAACCAUGAGAGAGCUGUUGAAGCUUUUGCAAAAGGUGGCAAUCUUACUCUGGGAGGAAAUUUUACAGUAGCAAUUGGGCCUUUGGGGAGAAAUCUCGAAGGUGACGUUGCCUUGAGAAGCUCUGCCGCUGUCUAUACGUACUGCAAAUCUCGAGGGCUGUUCGCCGGGGUGUCUUUAGAAGGAAGCUGCUUAAUUGAAAGGAAGGAGACGAACGGCAAGUUCUACGGUCGGGACAUCCGUGCUAGUGCCAUUUUGUACGGUGACAUCCCUCCUCCUCCUCUGGCGCAGGACCUCUAUGACAUCCUCGAGUCUUUCACUCUGCAGUAUGAAACUCAGGAGGGGAGAAGCUGGACGGCAGUAACAAGGGAACCCAAGAAGGUUAACGAGCAACCGUCGAAGAGACAAUCACGCAAGACUCCGGCGCAAACCACACCGGAAGCUGUAAGAACACCGACUAGACUUUACCCUGAACUUCCCAGCUAUUCUGCCGCAGUGGGAAACUCAAAGGCCACCAGUCCUACAUUCGUUACAGCGCUAUAUCCGUUUGAAGGACAGCAGCCAGGUGACUUGACUUUCAACGCGGGCGAUAGGAUCAAGAUCACGACGAAAACAGAUUCACAGUUUGAUUGGUGGGAAGGAAGUUUGCAAGGCAGGACUGGCAUUUUCCCUGCUAAUUAUGUGACCAUGAAUUAAAGCACAUUCAGGCGGCCUUGCCCUUUUUGUCUUAACUACUUGCUCUUAAGUAUGCAACAAAAAAUUAUUAAUUACAAAUAUUUGGCUUGAUCCAGUUGCGUGUUGGCCAAAGCAGAGAAAUGCCAUAGGGAGCCCUGUUUACCUGUCCUUGCCCUUCCCCUCCCAGGUGUACAUGCAGAUAUUGCAGAGAAUGAGAGAAUUGCGUGUGCCAUCUCUGUUGCCCAUUGAUGCACCUUGGAAGGGCUAGGCUGUGGAUAAGGGAGGUGCACAUGGGCUUCUCAUUCCUUUCAGUGCUUCCCUGUCCUGCCUUACACUCUGGUUCCGUUGAGCCUUAUUCAGCUCCUCCUUGUGAGCGGGCGCGUGCCUUCUUUCUGCGGGAUCAAGCCCUAUAUUUUUUACAGAUUUUGUUUUUAAUUUAAUAUUUUCAGAAAAAUUGUGUUUUAAUAUUUUUUUUGUAACUUAUUUGUAAAUGGGUGAAAUCAUGGAGCCUAAUCGCAACGAGCUGCAUCAGGGAUGCUAGAUUGAAUGUUGUGUGCUUUGUAUUUAACACUUGUCAUUAAUAAUGUCGAAUAAAAUCUUUAAAUAAAAAUCUUGCCAAUUGGAA